Molecule: messenger RNA, 375 nt
Organism: Arachis duranensis
Lineage: Eukaryota; Viridiplantae; Streptophyta; Magnoliopsida; Fabales; Fabaceae
Exons: 2
Coding region: 1-375 (124 amino acids)
Source: RefSeq, a predicted model, not a curated record
AUGACAGGGAGAAGAAGUGGGGCUUCAACUUUCUUCGAUUCUGAACCAGAGAGGACCCUCCUUAGAUUAAUGAGGGAAGCAAGAGAAAAACGUGCAAUCGGUGCUGAAGAGGAGGAGGAAUACUUUGAACUAAACAUGGAAGGCAACAUGGAAAACCAACAUGAAGAAGAGGCUAAUAACCAUGGGGGAGGAAGUAGAGCAAAUCAUGCUGGGGAGGAUAGAAGAGUUGGCGGCGAUCGCGGAGGAGUGGGGGGCAGCGGCGGUGGUGGGAGAAGAUGGAAAGAAGAAGAAGAAAGAGGGGGUAGGAGGGAGGUGGGUGGUGUGGCGGCGGGUUCUGGGUGGUCGGCGGGUGCGGUGGUGGCCGGUGGUGGGUAG